Messenger RNA from Knipowitschia caucasica, 1077 nucleotides. NCBI's taxonomy places the organism in Eukaryota, Metazoa, Chordata, Actinopteri, Gobiiformes, Gobiidae. The record is from the annotation of a GenBank genome assembly.
AUGUGUUCAACAGCCUCCAUCCUCAAUCUGUGUGUGAUCAGUGUGGACAGGUACUGGGCCAUUUCCAGCCCAUUCCGUUACGAACGUAAGAUGACUCCCAGGGUAGCCUGUCUUAUGAUCAGUGUAGCAUGGACUUUGUCCGUCCUCAUUUCCUUCAUCCCAGUCCAGUUGAACUGGCACAAAGAUCAAGCCACUAGCUACCUGAAUCUGAACGGAUCCUACCCCAGUGAACUGCCCCCAGACAAUUGCGACUCCAGCCUUAACAGGACAUAUGCCAUUUCCUCUUCGCUAAUAAGCUUCUAUAUCCCAGUGGCCAUCAUGAUCGUAACUUACACUCGGAUCUAUCGGAUUGCUCAAAAACAGAUCCGCAGAAUAUCUGCUCUGGAACGCGCUGCAGAGAGUGCCAAAAACCGCCACAGCAGUAUGGGCAACAGCUCAAGCAUAGAAACAGAGAGCUCCUUUAAAAUGUCCUUCAAGCGAGAAACCAAAGUCCUGAAGACACUCUCUGUGAUCAUGGGGGUGUUUGUGUGCUGUUGGCUGCCCUUCUUCAUCCUGAACUGCAUGGUACCAUUCUGCGAAGUCAACCUCCCAGAUGGAUCCACUGAGUUCCCCUGCGUCAGCUCCACCACCUUCGAUGUGUUUGUGUGGUUUGGCUGGGCCAACUCUUCCCUCAACCCCAUCAUUUAUGCCUUCAACGCUGACUUCCGAAAGGCCUUCUCCAUUCUCCUGGGCUGCCACCGCCUGUGUCCCGGGAGCAACGCCAUCGAGAUUGUCAGCAUCAACAACAACAUGGGAGCCACUCCCUCUAACCCAAACUGCCAGUACCAGCCCAAGAGCCACAUUCCCAAAGAGGGAACCAACUCGGCCAACUACGUCAUCCCACACAGCAUCUUGUGUCAGGACGAGGAGCAGCAGAAGAAGGACGGCAGCCCUGAUGAGCUGGAGGUGAUGGGGAACAAUGCCCCAGAGAAACUUUCACCAGCUCUUUCUGCCACUUUGGACAGCGACACAGAUGUCACACUGGAAAAGAUCAACCCAAUCACUCAAAAUGGACAGCACAAAACGUGUGGAGAUUAA